Malassezia pachydermatis is the source of this 1275-nucleotide messenger RNA. Its product is annotated as chitin deacetylase precursor. The transcript has a single exon. Gene Ontology annotation, cellular component: membrane. Gene Ontology annotation, molecular function: chitin deacetylase activity. The coding region runs from base 1 to 1275 and encodes 424 amino acids. The record is from RefSeq and is a predicted model, not a curated record. Gene Ontology annotation, biological process: carbohydrate metabolic process. Lineage: Eukaryota; Fungi; Basidiomycota; Malasseziomycetes; Malasseziales; Malasseziaceae.
AUGUCUGCGGCCGACUUAGCUAAGGUUCAAGACCCCAAUCAGCAAUGCUCUUACAACCUGAAUGCUGCUAACAUGCCGGAGCUCAAGCAAGGCCAGCCCUUCCCUCAAUCGUGGAAGAUUGCAUCUAUUCAAGACAACGACCAACAAGCCAAGAAGGUCUGGCAGGAUAUUCAGAGCUCGGGGAUUAUCCCAGGUGACGUGCAAGUCAAGUCUGAUGGAGGACAACAUAACGCUGUUUCCCAGAAUGGCUAUAAUAGCCAUCAGGAUCCUGACUGCUGGUGGACGGCUAGUGGCUGUGUAACUCCCAAGCACCAGAAUAUCCCCUCGGACUUGGCGUCUUGCCCGGAGCCCAACACAUGGGGCUUAACUUUUGAUGAUGGCCCUAACUGCUCCCACAAUGCCUUUUAUGACUUUCUUUCUCAGAACAAACUCAAGGCUACCAUGUUCUUUAUCGGUUCGAAUGCCAAGGAUUGGCCAUUGCAGACUCAGCGAGCUAUUGUGGAUGGUCACGACCUUUGCGUUCAUACAUGGUCUCACCACUACAUGACUACUCUUUCAAACGACCAGGCCUUUGCUGAGCUGUAUUACACUGCCGUGGCUAUCAAGGCGAUCACGGGUGUGACCCCAACUUGCUGGCGUCCGCCAUUUGGUGACGUGGAUGACCGUAUUCGUGCCAUCGCUGCAGGGUUGGGUUUGCGUACAAUCCUUUGGGAGGCCGAUACAGAUGAUUGGAAUAUUUCUGUUGAGGGUAAAGAUAAAAUUGAUCAGAACUACCAGAAGAUCUUCAGUGAAGCUGGCCAAAAGAACCCUAUCGUCCUCACCCAUGAAAUUGAUAAUUCAACGAUGAGUGAAUUCAUGGGUCAAUACAACAAUAUCAAGAACGCCUACAAGAACGUUGUGCCUGUAUCUGCAUGCCAGAACGUGACAAAUCCCUACCCUGAGGAUAUUACCUACCCUACGUUCAACCAGUUUUUGAAUGGCCAAACCGCUCAAGGCCUGCCAGAUGGUAACACCAUCAAGGUGGAUCCUCAAUUCAAGUACAAUGUGGUAGCUCUUGCUGACCAGAAGGCAGGUUUUGCCAAUCCCAAGAACGCUGAAGAGGCUGCCAAGGUGGAGCAGAAACAGUCUGGCAACAGCUCCAAUGCAAGCCAAGGUUCCAUUUCUGACAACUCUAACAAGAACUCCAAGUCCAGCGCUGGAACAACGUUGGGCAGUUCAUCUGCUACCUUCUCUGCUCUGCUCGCCGUGUUUAUGAUUUUCAUGCUUUCCAUGUGA